AAUAGUUUGAAUCUUACAGUCUCGCAGUCUCGACGUCUAUUCAAAAUCGAAGUCUAAAUUCAAAUUCAUUCUCAAAAUUUUAAAAGUGCGUGUGUUUGGGUUCGGAAAUUAUAGAUUUCGCGAAAGUCAGCCCCUGGCGAAAAUUCUCUUUUACAUCAGUGGUUAAACUAAAGUUUGUUCUUUUGGAAUAAUGGACAAGAAAGAGAAAUCGGAGAAAUCUGAGAAAUCGGAGAAACCGGAGAAGCCGGAGAAGAAAAUUGCCGAUAACUUUCUUUAUAUGUUUGAGUUUGUGGUGGACGAUCUGCUGAUUACACGCCAAAAUCUCUGUGCCCCGGAGGAGUAUCCCACCUGCACGGAGAUCUCGUUCCGGUCGGUGGUGUACGUGAAUCUUUGCGAUCGGGAAAUGGGCACCUGCGUUAACCCCUGCUCGCCCAAGUGCGGAAAAUGUGCUCUGUUCACCCUGGAUUCCCCAAUCACUGAUAAGGAUGUGCUGCAGGUUCAUGUCUAUAAGAAACGCACAGAGAGCUGCAAGUUCUUGAUAGGAUUAUCGGAACUGAAGGUAAAGCCGAUCUUUGAUAGAGUUAGGGAGUCCUUCGAUUUGGAAAAUCUAAAUUGGGAGGGAGCUAUGCAGGGUCACGUCGCCCAGUUGCCCAAGAUGAAGGGUCCCAAUAAGAAGGGUCUUCUGGACAAUUGUGCUUGUUACGAAAAGCUGAACGAACGCCAUGAGCAAUGGUGUCCCACCUCGGAGUUAUCCAAGCGAUUACUGCCACUCUUUAACCUCUGCAAGAUGCAGACUGGAAAUAUUGUUCUGAUCCUUAGAUUGGUUUGCAAUGGCCCUGCCAUAGUUUCCACAUUUCCCUACAGCAGGGUCUGCUCCAGAAACCCCAAGUGCCCAGAGCCUUGCUGCGGUCCCUGCGGUCCAUGUGGUCCCUGUGGUCCUUGCCCGGCUCCUUGCUGCGGAUCAUGUCCUUCCUGCAGUCCACCUCCUCCCUGCCGCGGUUCUUCACCUCCACCUCCAUGUCCUGGUCCCUGCCCACCACCCUGCGGUCCCUGUAAACCCUGUGGACCCUGUGGACCUUGUGGACCUUGUGGACCCUGCGAUCCAUGCGAUCCCUGUGACCCCUGCAGUCCCUGCUGUCCACCGGUAACUGCUACCGGUGGACCCAUGAACAAGAAAAGCCCUUGUAAAGGUUCUUGCGGACAACCACCAUGUCGCCGCUGCAUAAUGCCGGAUCCUUGUCCCAAGCACGAAGAGCCUCCGGCAAAGUGCCUGAGAUACUACUCCUGCAACCUGGACAAGAUGUGUCCGUGUGACUACUGCGAGGACGAGUUUGACAGGGAAUGUCCUACUGUCCCCUCGAAACGAUGCAAUAUGUCUCCCAUUGAGCAGAAGCUGCAAAAGUGUGGUCCCUGUGGUGGCAUUCCACCGUAUCCCCGUUGGGUCAAAACGAAAAUGGAGGCGGAUCUUCUGAAUAAGAACAAGAAGGACAAGGAUGGUAAAAAGGGCAAAGAUGGUAAGGACGGUAAAGCCGGGAAGGACGGAAAGGACGGGAAGGACGGAAAGGACGGCAAGGGUAAGAAGAAGCGUCAGGCAGGAGGAGCCGUUUAUUGCGUAGGCGACUCUGUCGGUCGCUCUGCGGUUUACGAAGAAUGUGAUCCUGUCGUUGAUGGCGUUCUUCAGGCAUCCAGGAAAUUGAGGUAUAAAGACCCAGUUGCCAAGUGCAGCAGACGCGAGCAAGAAUACGAUGCGGCUUGCGAUGAAGCGCGAAAACGAGCAGUGCGGAAAUUGCGCCACUUACUGGUGAAGUACAAUAUCCAAAUUGAGAAUUGAAAGGCUUUCGGAACCGACUCUUCGGACGGACAACAUCUGCAGACGU
Messenger RNA from Drosophila ficusphila, 1877 nucleotides. RefSeq lists its product as uncharacterized. Bases 191 to 1831 code for a protein of 546 amino acids. The transcript is spliced from 3 exons. Lineage: Eukaryota; Metazoa; Arthropoda; Insecta; Diptera; Drosophilidae. The record is from RefSeq and is a predicted model, not a curated record.